AUGGGUAAAAUAAAGGUAAAGAAAAACAAACCCAAGGUGCCUCAGAUACAGGACCCCAAAAAGGAUGAUAACAUGGUGGUGUUACCACCGGUACGAAUGUCUGAUGACCCUACGCCUAAACAGAUUAAAUGGAUCAACAGGCAACGAAUCUUAGUAUUUGCUGCGCGUGGCAUUAAUCACAGACAUCGUCAUUUAAUGGAAGAUUUAAAGAAACUAAUGCCUCACCAUAAAACGGAAUCCAAAAUGGAGAGGAGCAAAAACUUAUAUGUGGUUAAUGAAAUCAGUGAAAUGAAAAAUUGCAACAAAUGUAUAUUGUUUGAAGGAAGAAAAAUGAGAGAUUUGUAUCUUUGGAUGUCUAACAUUCCUAAUGGGCCUAGUGUUAAGUUUUUAGUUGAAAAUAUUUACACAAUGGGAGAACUAAAAAUGACUGGUAAUUGUCUGAGAGGGUCAAGGCCUCUAUUAUCAUUUGAUCCUCAAUUUACUAAGGACCCACAUUAUGCUCUACUAAAAGAAUUACUUAUACAAAUAUUUGGUGUACCAAAACAUCACCCAAAGAGUCAGCCAUUCUUUGACCAUGUCUAUACCUUCAUGAUACUUGAUAAUAGAAUUUGGUUCAGAAAUUAUCAAAUAUUGUCUGAAGAUGGUGCACUAGCAGAAAUUGGACCUAGAUUUGUUUUAAAUCCUGUAAAGAUAUUCUCUGGCUCAUUUGGUGGUGCUACACUUUGGGAAAAUCCUAAAUAUAUAAGUCCAGCUAAAUUGAGACAAGCAUUUGCUAAAAAAGCUGGCAACAAAUAUGAAAAGAGAAUCGAACAGAAAGUUCUUCAUGAAGCAACAAAACCAGAAACUGGAUAUCCAGACAUCGAGGAUGCGGCCUUCUUCAAAGGAGAUCCAUUGAAAAAAGCAGAGCAUGUGGUUGUAAAAGAGGAAAUCCAAGAUGAGGAAAUGAAAGUUGAAGCGGAAAAAGAAAAUGCUGAAUCACCUAAACAACCUUUUUCCAUGAAAUUAAAGAAAACCAAAACUAAACCAGACAUGGCAAUUCGACGAAAACAACUAAAGGCGAAAAGUAAAAAAAUCUCUGACCAGAUAAAGAAAAGGAAGCAAUUUAAGAAAAAACCUGUCAAACCUAAAAAAUAA
Molecule: messenger RNA, 1134 nt
Organism: Pieris macdunnoughi
Lineage: Eukaryota; Metazoa; Arthropoda; Insecta; Lepidoptera; Pieridae
Source: the annotation of a GenBank genome assembly